AUUUGCUCUGCUCUUCUUUAAUCUGCUCUGUUCUUCUCUUUCCAUUUCAGCGUUGACUUAGUUAUUGGGAUUUCUCAGAAGCAAAAAUGGCGUCUCCGGCGACGUUUCAAUUCUCUAGAACAAAACUUAACCUUCAGAUCAACCUCGUCGAGCGAAAAUCUCCUUCAAAACUCUCGUUUCCUCUUUUAUUCAGAGACCAAGCAAAGUCAACACCAAUCAGAUUUCCCGUCAUAAGAGCUUCAUCAUCUUCGUCGGCGUCAAAUCAUAAACCUUCACUGCUUAAAACCACCUUCAUCAGCCUCACCGCAGCCGCAGCUCUGUUCUCAGCAUCGUUUUACUUCGUCAACAAACGCGCCGCGAUGACUCCAGUUGCUGUGGUAGAGACGACACUCGAGAAGCACCUCGAGACACAAUCAAACGAUGUGAAUGCUUUAUCAUUGCUGACGGAAAUCAAAUUUAAGUCCGAUAAACAUGAGCAGGCGAUUGUAUUUCUGGACCGUCUGAUCGAGAUCGAGCCAUAUGAACGAAAAUGGCCGGCUAUGAAGGCUCGGAUUCUCUCAUACCACGGGAAAAGUGAAUCAGCAAUCGAAGCUUUCGAGGAGAUUCUCGAAAAGGAUCCGAUACGCGUCGAUGCUUAUCAUUACUUGGUGAUGGAGUAUUACAACUCUAAACCUAAAUUAACAGAGAUAGAGAAGAGGAUCAACAAAGUGAUUCGAAGAUGCAAGAAGGAGAAGAAGACGAAAGAGAUUCUCGGUUUCAGAAUGUUGAUCGCACAGAUUAGGUUUAUUGAAGGAAAAUCAGUUGAAGCAAUUCGGAUUUGUGAAGAGCUAGUGAAGGAAGAUCCAAAUGAUUUCACUAUAUAUUUGUUUCAAGGAGUCGUGUAUACAUUGAUGAAUAAGGGAGAGGAAGCUGCGAAGCAAUUUGAGCAUGUUGCUAGGGUUAUACCAAGGAAUCACCCGUCUAGAGAGACUGCCGCGAGGACCACGAACUCAAAUGAAUGGAGAGUCAUCGUAGCUUACGAUAAUGUCUACUGCUAUUUAUCUACAUUUGCUAGGCUUUCCAUGGCUUCUUUGUUUAAUAAGUUUGGCUAAGUAUGGUGGAAAUUGAAAAAGUUCAAAACUCUCUAUUGAUUUUUGUUUGUGAUUUUAACACUUUGUACAAAGAUUGGGUGAGUAUUUGUCAUUUGAGAAGCGGAAGCUUCAUUGUGAUAAUAAAGACAAGAUGAAAUUAGAUGAUGCAAUGUGACUGAAACCAUAAAGGUCACGUGCGUUUAUUUGCUUUAGGCUUCUCGUAAUGAAAGUGAUAAUACAUGGGCUAAGGC
Arabidopsis thaliana (thale cress) is the source of this 1321-nucleotide messenger RNA. Its product is annotated as Tetratricopeptide repeat (TPR)-like superfamily protein. The coding region runs from base 87 to 1091 and encodes 334 amino acids. NCBI's taxonomy places the organism in Eukaryota, Viridiplantae, Streptophyta, Magnoliopsida, Brassicales, Brassicaceae. The transcript has a single exon. The record is from RefSeq and is marked reviewed.